This is a messenger RNA of Cryptococcus deneoformans JEC21, 653 nucleotides long. RefSeq lists its product as hypothetical. The coding region runs from base 77 to 520 and encodes 147 amino acids. The record is from RefSeq and is a predicted model, not a curated record. NCBI's taxonomy places the organism in Eukaryota, Fungi, Basidiomycota, Tremellomycetes, Tremellales, Cryptococcaceae. The transcript is spliced from 4 exons.
AAAAGCCCGUACGAACUCCUCAAGGAUCAGUAUAUCACCUGUUUUCAAGUCAGCACAUCAACAUAUUACAACCAAGAUGGCAUUCACAACGACAGAAGCCGUCGUGACGUAUCUUUUCGCUCGGCCGACAUUACCACCUCUUGAACCUGGCUCUGAGGUGUACGACAAGAAUCUGGUGAAGGCAAUUAAAGGACUGAAUGCACAUAAAUAUGUCAAAGCUGCAUUACAUCUUGCGAACGAUGAUAUUAACCAUUGUCACUUGAUAGCUCAAGAUCAUGAAGGUGAUCCAACCGCAGAUUUAUUACAUGCCACUCUCCACAGACGUGAAGGUGAUUACUGGAACUCCAAAUACUGGUACUCUCACGUGAGGUCCCAUCCCCUUGUCCCAGAUCCUUCAGAUGCGAAAGCUUUCGUGGAUGAAUGUGCCAAAGCCAAACCUGGAAAUGACGCCAAAAUGAGGGAAAGACAAUGGACCGAGUUGAAGAGGCUUGUUGAGUGGACAUUGGAAAACUGUCACUGAGAUGAGGGAGCAGAGGGAAGAGGUUAAGGGUAACCGAGCGCUACCUCCGGCUUGCUUGUAUAACAAAACUAUAAGUACUGAUCCGUCCUGCCAGGCGAAUGAACGUCUUUAUGUAGCGCACAGGGGCUACCUG